Vombatus ursinus (common wombat) is the source of this 7413-nucleotide messenger RNA. It is a transcript of the gene UNC13B, whose product is annotated as unc-13 homolog B. The transcript has 32 exons. The coding region runs from base 1 to 6138 and encodes 2045 amino acids. NCBI's taxonomy places the organism in Eukaryota, Metazoa, Chordata, Mammalia, Diprotodontia, Vombatidae. Gene Ontology annotation, biological process: synaptic vesicle maturation; presynaptic dense core vesicle exocytosis; synaptic vesicle priming. Gene Ontology annotation, cellular component: synaptic vesicle membrane; presynaptic membrane; neuromuscular junction. The record is from RefSeq and is a predicted model, not a curated record. Gene Ontology annotation, molecular function: syntaxin-1 binding; calcium ion binding; calmodulin binding.
AUGAUGUUUGCUAGGAAUAGAUUGAAAAGAUCAGGACAUGGCAUUGCCUUUCCAAGAAAAUCUCUAGGAAGCAUCCUGGCCAAAAAGAAGGCGAAGAAGCAAAAACCCCCUCAGGCCCUGAGGGAGAAAAUGAAGAGGUUGUUGCAGGAGCCUCAAGAGGAAAGCUCUGUAGACCCAAAUACCUGCUCAGAGCUUUCCUCAGCUGAUUCAGGGUCAGCUGUGAUAGUUUGUGACAUCCGGAAUAAGUCCUCAAGCCCUAUUGGGGCCUCUCCUCAGGACAGGAGUUUGUUGCCUACCUGCUGUGGGCAAGUGGUCACAGUUAGCAGUGGGAAGGUAGAAAUAACCUACAGUGAAUGCUCUGUUCAACACACUGGCCCUGGCAAAGAUGGAGCCUGGUUGGGUAAGGGGCAGCUCAUCACCUCAAAGCCUGACUCUCAGGACCUCUCCACUGGGAGCCCAGCCAUUAGCCAGCAGGAACUCUCUGAAAGGGAAAGACACAAACUCUCUCCAUCCAGAGGUGACAGCCCCAGGCAGCAGCCAGAGCCCUCAGGAGAUGUGGUGGACUACAUUGUGAAAGAGCUACAAGGGAUCAGCCGCCUCCAGUUGGAGAUUGCUGAGCUUCAGCAGCACCUGAGCCUGGUUAAAGGCUCUGUGGAUGAGGUGUCCAGCUGUGUGGAUUCAGUGCUGAGUGAGAUUGAAGGAUUACAGGUGGGUGGCAGUCCCUCUACAGCCAAGGCUUAUGUAACAGGGAAACCCAAGGAGUCCCAUGUUGAAAGCAGGGAGGAACCCAUCUUGUAUUUUUAUGGCCUUCCUGAGCAAGAUGGGGAGAACACCACGGAGCUGGUGAAUAGCUUCCUGGCCAAGCACCUCUGUGUUAAUGGCAUCCAGUGCAGUAAGUACAUCAGGGAUGCUUACAGAGCCAAUGUGGCCACGGGCAAGGCCCAUGAUCCCAGGCCCAUGAUUGUCAGGCUUGUACACCCAGAGCAAAGAGACUUCAUUUUGCAGAAAUCAAUCCUCUUACAAAGUGUAGGGGUCCAGAUUGCAACAGAGGAAGAGCCCAGCUGGUCAAAGGGCUGGAGCCCUCAGAUGGAAUCCAUUUCAUUGUUGCAUCGAGGACUACAGGAUCAUCACUGGCGCUCUUUGAGCCUUGAUGAAGGGGUUCUGCACACAGAUAAAAGGGACAAGGCACGAAAAACAGAUGCUGACUGGGUCAGAGCUCAGAAUCAAAGUUGGGAUUCCCAGGGCCAGAAGCUUUUUUUUCCACCCGAGGUCACCCUAGCAAAAAGAAACAGUGUGGUGUCUGGGCCUUUGGAAGAAACCAGGAAAGGAGCUCAAAUGGUCUUUUGCAGCCGUGGAAACCAGACUGGGCCCCAGAGGGAAGACCUUUCACCUAUUUUGCAGGAAACUAAGGACUCUCUCUUAGAAUUCAUCCCCAAAGAGGAAGAUUCCAGGAAGGCGCAAGAGUUUCCAGAGCAGCAUCAUGAGAGACUUUUGUGCACAGGAGCAAAAGAAGUUGGCUGUAGCAUUAAAGAGGAAGCCAGCCACUGCCCAUCUCCUGAGGGUACCAAAGCAGAGAAAGGCCAGCUAUUUGGCUGUGAAACAGGACUUGAGAUUCUGAGCCGAGAGCAAUUAAAUUCCCUUUUAACAGAUGAGUCCAGAAGGCUGAUGACUCUAAGCCAUGAAGGCAUGAUGGAUAAAGUGACCAUAGGACCUGAGGUUUUCAAAGACAUGGUUCAUAUUGACUUAAAUGAGGAAGAGGAAACUGCUGUGCAGGUCCUUAGGGAUGUUUUGGAUAGCUCUACAUAUGUUCUGGAUGCCUCACAGGAAGAUGGAGAUGGCACAGACGUGAAGUUUUACACAAAUAAAUUAGGAAAAGCAAUUCACCACUUCAAGUCAGCCCUUCAGGGAGUGUUUCAGAAACUGGAGAGCAGUGAUUCCUUCAGUCACGAAGGCCUGGAGAGUAAUGAGAGUGGCUCCCAAACUGAUGACAGUGAGGGGCUACUGCAGAUGUUGAGCCCAGGGGGAGACAGAGACUGCUUGGUGGAAAGCCCCUCGAGUAGGGGGAGUGAGAGCUUGGCUAGUGAUGCUGUGGCCAGUGAACAGGUUGUUUCUAGACAUAAAGAACAAGUCCACUUGGACCAUAGCAGCCUUUCUCCUGCUUCCAAUGACUCUCUGCUGUCUUGUUCAUUGCCCUGUUCAGAUGUGGACGUCUCUUUACGACAGCUGAAGCCUGUGUGCAGCCUUGGGGAUGAGACUUGUUCAAGGCCUCAGGAGCCCAAGGAAGGGAAACUGAGCCUAGAGCAGGUGUGUGCGGAGACUAUAUACCUCAACAAGUGCAUCAACAACUUCAAAAAUGUACUGAGAGAAAAGAGACUAACACAGAAGAGACUUUUACAGGAAUUAGUUCAGGAAGCAAACUGUCUUUCAGCUGAAGAAAUAUAUUCAGAAGGAAGGCAACAAGCCCUUCAGGCUCCUGAUGAUGGUGACCACUCCAGGAAGCUGUGGCUCCCCAGUGGGUCAGCUGGUGGGCUGUAUGGCAUUGACAGCAUGCCAGAUCUACGAAAAAAAAAGCCACUUCCUCUCGUCAGUGACUUGUCACUGGUCCAGUCCCGGAAGGCAGGAAUCACUUCUGCGUUGGCCACACGGACCUCCCUCAAAGAUGAAGAACUGAAAUCUCACGUGUACAAGAAAACCCUUCAAGCCUUGAUCUACCCUAUCUCUUGCACCACUCCUCACAACUUUGAGGUGUGGACAGCCACCACACCCACCUACUGCUAUGAAUGUGAAGGCCUUCUGUGGGGCAUUGCCCGGCAGGGCAUGCGGUGCACUGAGUGUGGGGUGAAGUGCCAUGAGAAGUGCCAGGACCUGCUCAACGCUGACUGCCUACAAAGGGCAGCAGAGAAAAGCUGCAAGCAUGGAGCUGAGGACCGGACUCAGAAUAUCAUCAUGGCUAUGAAGGAUCGCAUGAAAAUCCGUGAGCGGAAUAAGCCAGAAAUUUUUGAUGUUAUUCGAGAUGUCUUUACUGUGAGCAAAGUCGCCCAUGCACAGCAGAUGAAGACAGUGAAGCAGAGCGUGCUAGAUGGUACCUCCAAGUGGUCAGCCAAAAUCACAAUCACUGUGGUAUGUGCUCAGGGUCUGCAGGCCAAGGAUAAGACUGGCUCCAGUGACCCCUAUGUCACUGUGCAAGUUGGAAAAACAAAGAAACGAACAAAGACCAUCUUUGGCAACCUGAAUCCUGUUUGGGAGGAGAAGUUCCAUUUUGAGUGCCAUAAUUCCUCAGACCGAAUCAAGGUACGAGUGUGGGAUGAAGAUGAUGAUAUCAAGUCGAGAGUGAAGCAGCGGCUGAAGCGGGAGUCAGAUGACUUUCUUGGCCAGACCAUCAUUGAAGUGCGAACCCUGAGUGGCGAGAUGGAUGUGUGGUACAACUUGGAAAAGAGGACAGAUAAGUCUGCUGUCUCAGGGGCAAUCCGACUGCAUAUCAGUGUGGAAAUAAAGGGGGAAGAGAAGGUAGCACCAUAUCAUGUGCAAUAUACCUGUCUCCAUGAGAACCUGUUCCAUCAUCUCACAGACAUCCAGGGCAGUGGAGGAGUCCGGAUCCCUGAGGCCAAAGGGGAUGAUGCAUGGAAGGUUUAUUUUGAUGAGACAGCCCAAGAAAUUGUGGAUGAAUUUGCCAUGCGCUAUGGCAUUGAAUCAAUAUACCAGGCUAUGACGCACUUUGCAUGUCUGUCCUCCAAGUACAUGUGUCCUGGUGUACCAGCAGUGAUGAGCACUCUGCUUGCCAACAUCAAUGCCUACUAUGCCCAUACCACAGCCUCCACCAAUGUCUCUGCCUGUGACCGCUUUGCAGCCUCUAACUUUGGGAAAGAGAGAUUUGUGAAACUACUGGACCAGCUGCAUAACUCAUUGAGAAUUGAUCUUUCCAUGUACCGGAACAAUUUUCCUGCUGGGAGUCCAGAAAGACUGCAGGACCUAAAAUCCACUGUGGAUCUCCUCACCAGCAUUACCUUCUUCAGAAUGAAGGUACAAGAGCUACAGAGUCCACCACGUGCCAGCCAGGUAGUGAAGGACUGCGUGAAGGCCUGUCUGAAUUCCACCUAUGAAUACAUCUUUAACAACUGUCAGGAGCUGUACAGCCACCAGUACCAGACUGAAAAACAGGAACUGCCUCCAGAGGAACAAGGCCCCAGCAUCCGGAAUCUGGAUUUCUGGCCCAAGCUCAUUACUCUCAUUGUGUCCAUCAUCGAAGAAGAUAAAAAUGCCUACACACCUGUCCUGAACCAGUUCCCUCAGGAGCUGAAUGUGGGCAAGGUCAGUGCAGAGGUGAUGUGGCACCUAUUUGCUCAGGACAUGAAGUAUGCCUUGGAAGACCAUGAGAAGAACCGUCUCUGUAAAAGUGCUGACUACAUGAACCUGCACUUCAAGGUUAAGUGGCUUCACAAUGAAUAUGUUCGUGACCUGCCUGUCCUCCAGGGGAAGGUGCCUGAAUACCCAGCGUGGUUUGAGCAAUUUGUGCUGCAGUGGCUGGAUGAGAAUGAGGAUGUGUCCCUGGAAUUCCUGCACGGUGCUCUGGAGAGAGACAAGAAAGAUGGGUUCCAGCAGACAUCAGAGCAUGCGCUCUUCUCCUGCUCCGUGGUGGAUGUCUUCACACAGCUCAACCAGAGUUUUGAAAUCAUCCGGAAAUUGGAAUGCCCAGACCCUGGCAUCCUUGCCCAUUACAUGAGGAGAUUUGCCAAGACCAUUGGAAAGGUGCUGAUGCAAUAUGCAGACAUCCUAGCCAAGAGCUUCCCAUCCUAUUGUGACAAGGAGAAACUGCCUUGCAUCCUAAUGAACAAUGUGCAGCAGUUGAGAGUACAACUGGAGAAGAUGUUUGAGGCCAUGGGGGCCAAGGAGCUAGAUCCUGAGGCAGGAGACAACCUAAAGGAGCUUCAGGUGAAAUUGAACACAGUUCUAGAUGAGCUCAGCACAGUAUUUGGGAACAGUUUUCAGACACAGAUUGAUGAGUGUGUUCGACAAAUGGCUGAUAUCCUGAGUCAGGUGCGUGGCCCAGGGAACAUGCCCCCCAAUGCCAGAGGCUCAGUGGCUCAGGACGCAGACAGUGUGCUCCGACCCCUCAUGGACUUCCUCGACAGCAACCUCACACUCUUUGCCACAGUAUGUGAGAAGACAGUGCUGAAACGUGUGCUGAAGGAGCUGUGGCGGGUGGUGAUGAACACAAUGGAGAAAACGAUUGUACUGCCACCACUCACAGACCAGACGGGUCCCCAGUUGAUCUUUACAGCUGCCAAAGAGCUAAGCCAUCUCUCCAAACUCAAGGACCACAUGGUACGGGAGGAAACACGAAACCUCACCCCAAAGCAGUGUGCUAUCCUUGAUCUCGCAUUGGAUACCAUCAAGCAAUACUUUCAUGCCGGUGGCAACGGACUGAAGAAAACGUUUCUUGAGAAGAGCCCAGAUCUGCAAUCCCUACGCUACGCCCUGUCCCUCUACACACAGACCACAGACACUCUUAUCAAGACCUUUGUGCGGUCACAGACUGCCCAGGUGCAUGAUGGGAAGGGUAUUAGGUUUACUGCAAAUGAGGACCUACAGCCGGAGAAGGGGUCAGGUGUGGAUGAUCCUGUGGGAGAAGUCUCUAUCCAAGUGGAUCUGUUUACACAUCCUGGAACUGGGGAGCACAAGGUCACAGUGAAAGUGGUGGCUGCCAAUGACCUCAAAUGGCAGACAGCAGGCAUGUUCAGGCCCUUUGUGGAGGUGACCAUGGUUGGCCCACACCAGAGUGACCGAAAAAGAAAGUUUACAACCAAGUCCAAGAGCAACAAUUGGGCCCCCAAGUACAACGAGACAUUUCACUUCCUUUUAGGGAAUGAGGAAGGGCCGGAUGCCUACGAACUUCAAGUAUGUGUGAAGGACUACUGCUUUGCACGUGAGGACCGGGUGCUGGGGCUAGCAGUGAUGCCACUGAGGGAGAUGGCAGCCAAAGGUAGCUGUGCCUGCUGGUGCCCCUUGGGCCGUAAAGUUCACAUGGAUGAAACAGGCCUGACUAUUCUCCGGAUCCUGUCUCAGAGAAGCAAUGAUGAAGUGGCUCGAGAGUUUGUGAAACUCAAAUCGGAGUCUCGCUCCUCAGAGGAGGGGAGUUGAGUUUGUAAUCAUCCCAUGUGCCAACCUGGGCAACUCUGCCUGCCACCCUUCACAUCAUCGAUUUCCCAUCCCUCUCCCUGCCAGGCUCAUGGAAGUUUAGCUGUGUAGUAGACUUUGAGCAUCUGCAGCCAAGAGGUUGAUAUCUGAUUUUUCAGGAGAAAUUCUGAGUGCUAGAGUCCUCUCACAGGGUAGAACUUAGAAAGGGAAGGCAAAUCUGGGCCACAUAGACUAGGCUGCAGGGGUAACCAGUCAGAGAUUUUCCAUAAGAAACAAAUCAAAAUCUCUGACUCUGUUGGUCUAAAGAACUUUCCUUAAGGAUUCCCUCUAUUGGUGUCUCAAUGUACACUUACGCUCUUGCUCCUCAUUUACCUACACUCAUCCUCCUUUCUUAUCUCUUCUCUCCCCAUUCCCAACUCCCAUUUAAAUGAGUCCACACUACCCGUAUGAAGAAGUAGGGGGUUCUAGAAUGGUUGGUAGUGAGUGUCUGACAAACAGUGUAGUUGGUUAAAUCCACAGAUGUGCCUGAUACCUCUAGUCCAGGGAAACCUCAUUGGUAACCCUGAGGAUGUCACCAAGAACUGAAGUGCCUGAGCAGAGGCUGCUUUCAUCUUGCUGCUUCAAGCCCCAAGGACAAAAGUAUGUCACUAAGAACUGGAACUUGCCAGGGAUGAGUUAUACCCCCCACUCUUGGGCCUUGGCCUGAGAGCAAGUCCUGUUGCCCUUUAUUCUUGAUCCUUAACACUGAGUUUCCAGAAGCUUUUUAAAGUGUCACAAUCAGAACAGAUUCACAUGGUGCUUAGGAGCCUGGGAUGGUGUCUGUAGGUUGGCCUAAUCUGUAGGUUGCUGCUAUGAAUGGGAAUGAACAUAAGUAGGAGGGGAAUGCUGCUUUUCUUUCUGGGCUAGAUCCUGAGAUAAAUCAGUGGCUGCUGGAGUUAUAUUUGGGAAGAGUUUUCCUGCCCCAUAUGCCUUCUGUAAAUGGUGGUGUUCCACUGAUAAGUGGGACGAAUCAGUCCCUUACCCCACCGGCCAGCAGGUAGGACUCUUCUUGGAUUUUUUUUGAAAAGUAUGGACUUUCUUUAGACACUUGUAUAUGAAAUGGGACUUGGAUUUCCCUGGCAUGCUUCUAGGAUUCUUGGGAACUUGUUGUUGUCCAUAGAUACACUGCCCAAAACACUAAACAAGAAAACAAGGCAUUUUUGCUGUUGUUAAUCAUUGUAUGUGCCAUUGUUGCAGGAGAUUAUAGGAUAGUCUUUAAUAAAUUAUCUUUUAGCAGCA